CCAAAACACAAAUCCAAUGAGAGGAGCCCACUAAAUAAAACAUUAGAUCGGCGGUGUGCAGCUGGUCGUAGUGACUGGCAUCAGCGCUACAGAUCGGUGUAGAUCUGCGGCAGUAACGAUCGCUGUGCAACAACUCCUCAGGACUUCGAUGGCGAUGAAAUCAGGAGAGACAUGGAGCCGAUCUGAUGACGACAUAUCCAGGACACCCGGCAGGACACGGAGACACCCGGAAUAAUGGGUAGAAAUAGGUGGCAUGAGGGGCCGCUGUCAUCUACACCCAGGGCACGGUCAGGCACAAUGAGACUGAAGACUUCUUUACUGAAAGAACCAAAACAUAAGGAGCUGGUUAGCUGUGUGGGCUGGACCUCAGCAGAUGAGCUCUAUUCCUGCAGUGAUGACCACCAGAUUUUAAAGUGGAACCUGCUAAACGGCGAGACGUCUUUGGUUGUAAAACUUCCAGAUGAUACGUAUCCUAUUGACCUGCACUGGUUCCCCAAAAAUGUGGGGAACAAAAAGCAAGGGCAGUCUGACAUGUUUGUGCUUACAAGCUCUGAUGGAAAAUUCCAUCUGAUUUCCAAACUGGGAAGAAUUGAGAAAAGUGUCGAGGCCCACUCUGGAGCGGUGCUUGCUGGUCACUGGAAUUUUGAUGGGACAGCACUGGUGACAGCUGGUGAAGAUGGACAUAUAAAGAUAUGGUCUAAAACUGGAAUGCUGAGAUCCACAUUAGCACAGAAUGGUUUGCCUGUUUACUCUGUUGCCUGGGGUCCUGAUUCUGAGAAAGUGCUCUAUCCUCUAGGAAAACAGCUGAUCAUUAAACCACUGCAGCCCAGUUCCAAAGUAUUGCAGUGGAAAGCUCACGAUGGAGUCAUUUUAAAGGUUGACUGGAAUCCUGUGAAUGACCUGAUCUUAUCUGCCGGGGAGGACUGUAAAUAUAAGGUUUGGGACAGCUAUGGCCGUUCCUUAUUCAGCUCGCCAUCUCAUGAAUAUCCUAUAACCUCCGUUUCCUGGGCACCGGAUGGAGAAUUGUUCGCUGUGGGUUCUUUCCAUACUCUGCGCCUGUGUGAUAAAACUGGGUGGUCCUAUGCUUUGGAAAAACCAAAUACUGGUAGUAUCUUCAGCCUUGCUUGGUCGAUAGACGGAACCCAAGUUGCCGGAGCCUGUGGGAAUGGUCACGUUAUCUUUGCUCAUGUCGUUGAGCAACACUGGGAAUGGAAGAAUUUUGAAGUAACUUUAACCAAGAGACGAGCUAUGCAGGUUCGCAAUGUAAUAAAUGACGCCAUGGAUUUGCUGGAAUUCCGUGACCGAGUAAUUAAGGCAUCUUUGAAAUAUGGAUAUUUAGUAGUUUCCACCUCUCUCCAGUGUUAUGUGUUUAGUACAAAAAAUUGGAACACGCCACUCAUCUUUGAUCUCAAAGAAGGAACCGUGAGCUUGAUCCUCCAGUGCGAAAGGCAUUUCCUCUUAGUGGAUGGUGGCAGUCUGUUUUUAUACUCCUAUGAAGGUCGUCUCAUCAGUUCCCCUAAAGUUUCUGGUAUGAGAACAGACAUUCUCAACGCACAGACGGUGUCUCUGAGCAAUGAUACCAUCGCUAUAAGGGACAAAACUGAUGAAAAAUUGAUCUACUUGUUUGAUGCUUUAUCGGGAAAGCCUCUGGGAGACGGGAAGCCUCUAGCUCAUAAGAUUGAAGUAGUAGAGAUUGCUCUGGAUCAAGGAGGACCAGCAAAUGAAAGAAAAAUUGCAUUUGUUGAUAAAAACCGAGAUCUCUACAUCAGUACAGUUAGAAGGCUUGGAAAAGAACAGAGAGCGGUCAAAAUUGGCAGUAUGGUGCACACUUUGGCCUGGUGCGACUUAUCUAAUAUAUUGUGUGGUAUUCAGGACAGUCGUUUCACAGUCUGGUACUAUCCAAAUGUAGCCUAUGUAGAUAAAGAACUGCUGCUGAAAACUAUUACCGAGAAAGAUGGAAGUGAGUUUAGUAAGAGCCCCCAGAUUGUGAGCUUUGUCGGGAACAGAGUGACAAUCCGCAGAAGUGAUGGCUCCCUGGUCCACACAAACAUAUCGCCAUAUCCAGCAAUCCUUCAUGAUUACAUCACCGCUGCAAAGUGGAACGAGGCUGUCCGGCUCUGCCAGUUUGUUAAGGAGCAGACUACAUGGGCUUGUCUAGCAGCUAUGGCUAUUGCAAAUAAAGAUAUGUCAACGGCCGAAAUCGCAUAUGCAGCAAUUGGAGAAAUUGAUAAAGUUCAGUACAUAAAUUCAAUUAAAGAUCUGCCAUCAAAGGAGUCCAGAUUGGCUCACGUCCAGCUGUUCAGUGGGAACUUUCAAGAUGCUGAGGCCAUUAUCCUGCAGGCUGGCCUUAUUUACCAAGCCAUACAGCUCAACAUUGACUCCUACAACUGGGAGAGGGCCCUGGAGCUUGCCGUGAAACACAAGACGCAUGUUGAUACUGUUUUGGCUUAUCGGCAAAAGUAUCUGAAUGAUUUCAAUAAAAAAGAAACCAACAAAAGGUUCCUGCAGUAUGCAGAAGGUGUUGAAGUUGACUGGGAGAAAAUUAGAGCCAAGAUUGAAAUGGAACUUGUGAAGGAGAGAGAGAGAGCAUCUACUGGGCCCCUAGGUCCCUCAACCAGGAGCAGCAUUUCAUUGCAACAUUAUAAUGAACAAUACAGCUCUUUAAAGGGGUUGUCUAAUUAAAGACAAUCCGUUUCAGAAUGCAGCUGCCUCGGCCAGCCUGGCAUUACCCCUGCAUCAGCCACUGAAGGAGAAAUGUAAUAUUGCAUUCAUUCAGAUGAAUGACCCUUCAUGUAACACAAAGGCAACUCAAGUCCACCUCGUUCAGAGUGGCUUUCUUUUCUGGCUCAGAUGGUGGUCCCAAGCAGCUGAUGUUUGUAUGCGCUAUUAGAGCAUAUGGACAGGGUUUGUCUUCAUGAGACGCUUUAACAAGUUUCUUUCCUACUUAAUUUCUGUAGGUUCUUGCCCUUAGUUUUCUAUGAUCAAGUUCCCAUAUAGAUAAAUGUUCAUGUUCUCAUAGUAGUGCAAUUUGGAAGAUCAAAGUAAAUGGUACAUAAAGUAUUUUUCCAAGGCUCAGAGGUUUCAUGUUCUACCAUCUUCUAGAUUUGACUUUCUUGUUAUUUUUAUAACUGGUGUGCAAGGUUAAAGUGUCAUUGUUAUUUUAUUUUUAUUUUUUUUAUGUGUAGGUGAAGUGAUUAUGAUUAUUUGUAUAAUAUACUUUUAUUAUAUUUUGUACUUUUUAAUAAAAAAAAACUGUCUAUAAAGUUCUCCCUUUGCAAUGAGUUGCCAAGGAAAACACAUCUUCAGUGUUCAGCGCAGUGCAAUACUGAAUACUGAAGACACUCCUGGCUCCCGUUACAUGUAGAGCCAACCAGCUUCUGCCCUCACUGCUUCCCUCCUAAACAUGGAUAUGUGACCUUAUAUAGUGUAAAACCACUUGUCCCUGUCUCCCUGACUUCUCUACACUGUCGGUGGUGACCGCUGACGUAUGUGUGCUCUGUAUACCCAGCACACUCAAUAACUAAGGAGCAGCCUGGGAGAUCCAGCAGAGCGAGCAGUCAGCGCUCACCAUUGACGGUAAGUACAGAGAGAAGCAGUUCUACAGUAUAUAUGGACAGUUGUGUACAUACAGUAAAAUUAUUCAUCUGAGGUACUCCACAAUACAAAUAAAAUAUUGGAUUUGAUGGCUGUGUUCUCAUAACAAUAUUGCAUAAAUCUGUCAUUUUAUUAUUGAACUGUGUACAUAUGACUUAAAGGAAGGGGAUGCUGUGGCAUUAUCAUGCUGUGAGAGGGGAGGAGGGAGCAGCUGGAAAUAUCAAAUUGUCUAAGGGUAUAAUGCACAGCUACUACAGUUUAACCUUCUUUUUCUAAACCAAAGUAAUAAUCAUCCUUGUUGUACAUUUGAUUCUAUCCAUUGCUCCUUGAGGCCAGAGAAGGGAUUACUGUAAUGUUCUUUGUUCGCUGGUCUCAUCUCUAUUUCUCAGAUUUGCUUCUUUUGAGUUCAUAACUUUUGCACUAUUUUAGCCCUUCCUCAUUACUGUAUAUAUUACUAGAUCAUAUAUUACUAUUUUAUAUACUACAAAAUUGAUGUCAAGUUUAAUACCUCCCACCAUAAAUCAUUUUAUCAAGCUGUCUAUGCUAUUAUCUAAUUUAUUUUAAAAGUUACAGUGUGAAAAUCUCCAUAAUCUUUAUAAUGAUGUAUAUUUUUGUACUCCAUUAAAAAUAAACCUGUUUAGACA
This is a messenger RNA of Bufo bufo (common toad), 4238 nucleotides long. RefSeq names its product intraflagellar transport 80 (gene IFT80). Gene Ontology annotation, molecular function: protein binding. NCBI's taxonomy places the organism in Eukaryota, Metazoa, Chordata, Amphibia, Anura, Bufonidae. Bases 235 to 2682 code for a protein of 815 amino acids. The record is from RefSeq and is a predicted model, not a curated record. The transcript has 20 exons. Gene Ontology annotation, biological process: cilium assembly. Gene Ontology annotation, cellular component: centrosome; cilium; intraciliary transport particle B.